Messenger RNA from Carassius auratus (goldfish), 2633 nucleotides. Its product is annotated as muscleblind-like protein 2a. Gene Ontology annotation, molecular function: metal ion binding; RNA binding. The transcript has 9 exons. Gene Ontology annotation, cellular component: nucleoplasm; cytoplasm. Lineage: Eukaryota; Metazoa; Chordata; Actinopteri; Cypriniformes; Cyprinidae. Gene Ontology annotation, biological process: regulation of RNA splicing. The record is from RefSeq and is a predicted model, not a curated record. Bases 765 to 1937 code for a protein of 390 amino acids.
GUCCCUCCUCCCACGAGCUGUCAGAGCAGCUUGUUGCGCGAGCAGCUUUUUGGUAAACUAACUUGAGUUCGGCGUUAAAUUCUAAACCAGUUGCCUGACAAAUCCCGCUUGGCGUGGACCGACAAGAAUGUUCGCCUCGGUUAAACAACAAGCCUUAAUUCCCUUGACUUAACGAGUCAUCUGCCGCAGUUCCCAUCGAGCUCUUUUGCCGUCUGCGUGAUUUGUGGUCCAGAAACGGCGCAGCAGCGGCAGGUCGUGGUAACCAGAUCCUGGACAGAAGAAAGUGCCUUCUCUGACGACGUUCCUACUUGAAGCUGCUCGCCGCUCCCAUCCUUCACUGUAAACAUCGCUGGCUUGGGCUCCAAACAGAUCUCAGUUCCUCAGAAUUGCCAUAGUACACAGAAACCACACACUUUUCCCAUUCACUGACUUUAUUAGAUAUCUUUCCAAGGACAGCCGUUGCCUUUAGAUAUUGUCAAGCUCGAGACCUUUUAAAGACCUGGAGCAUGUUCUUAUUGUCGUGCCAUUGUUGUGCACCUGGGACUAAAUGACUGAUGAACCAGACUGACAGCUUCACUGAUAGCAACCAUCUCUCAUGCGACAGCCAGAAGGGGUCUGAAUGUCACGUCUCUAUUUAAAGGACCUCGUCAACAAACCUCAAAACUAGACACAAAACAACACAGAAAUACGUUUGCUGAAUAUUUUAACCCGAGGCAAGAAUCCCGCAAACCGACACCAUAGAGCCUGCAGGUUCCCAAACAGCUAUGGCUUUAAACAUCGCGUCGAUGCGAGACACGAAGUGGCUGACCCUCGAGGUGUGCCGACAGUUUCAGAGAGGGACGUGCUCGCGCAGCGACGAGGAAUGCAAAUUUGCACAUCCGCCCAAGAGCUGCCAGGUGGAGAACGGGCGGGUGAUCGCCUGCUUCGACUCGCUGAAGGGUCGGUGUACGAGAGAAAACUGUAAGUACCUUCACCCACCGGCGCAUCUGAAGACGCAGCUGGAAAUCAACGGACGCAACAAUCUCAUCCAGCAGAAGACCGCCGCAGCGAUGCUGGCGCAGCAGAUGCAGUUCAUGAUCCCGGGCACCACCAUGCAACCAGUGCAUACAUUUCCUGUCAGCCAAGGUCUGGGCUCGAACCCUGGAUUGAGUUACGCGCAGUAUCUGACUCCCAUGAGCCACGGCAUGAGUCUGGUCCCCACAGAGAUGCUCCCCAGCACCCCGGUCAUCGUCCCCGGCAGCCCGCCGGUCAGCAUGCAGAGCUCAUCCUCCACACAGAAGCUCCUGCGCACGGACAAACUCGAGGUGUGUCGCGAGUUUCAGCGGGGCAACUGCGCACGCGGCGAGACCGACUGCCGCUUCGCCCAUCCUAGCGAUAGCCCUAUGAUCGACACGAGCGACAACACGGUCACCGUGUGCAUGGACUACAUCAAGAGCCGCUGCUCACGCGAGAAGUGCAAGUACUUCCACCCUCCGGCGCACCUGCAGGCCAAGAUCAAAGCAGCGCAGCAUCAGGCCAACCAGACCGCCGUCGCCGCGCAGGCCGCCGCCGCAGCCAUGACUCAGUCGACUGCCAAAGCAAUGAAGCGACCCCUCGAGGCAUCUGUAGAUCUGGCGUUUCCCCAUGGAGUCCUGCAGCCCCUACCAAAGAGACAGGCGCUAGAAAAGAGUAACGGGGCCAGCACGCUCUUCAACCCCAGUGUCUUGCACUACCAACAGGCUUUGGCCAAUGCACAGCUCCAGCAGCCCACCGCUGCGUUCUUUCCCACAGGGUCAGUUCUGUGCAUGGCUCCUGCUAGCAGCAUUGAUCAUCUUGAAGUAAACCACCGAAGAGGAACAACGGGGUGUCAGGAAGCUGCUUUGAGAAACCCAAAAAGAUCCCCGUGUAAAUACGACCUGCCCUCCUCCCCUUUAGAACUACAGCAACCUGCAUGCUAAAGCGUAACACACAGAACACACACACACACACCGUAUACCUGUUAAUGCUCGGAAAGGUGACUCAACCGGUUUCUAACUUAAAAAAACGAGACUAGAAAAUAUAUACGAGUAUCUAUAAAUAUAUAUGUAUGUUAAUGUACAGCACGUUUCAUAGAGGCAUAAGUGAGAUUUCAUCCGAAUGAUCGGUCACCCGUCAGAUAAUGUGUAUUUUUCUCCCAUAGUUGUUUUAAAUACAAAUGCACAAUGAGUGAGCGACGAGCGAGGGGACACACACACACACAUGGUUUGCACUGUCAGAAAUAGUGCUUAAUAAUAAGUGCUUGAUUGUCUUGAACGGGAGGACGUCUCCUGCAGAGGAUGUCUUAAACUAAACCCCAUGCACCCUCUAGAGAGGGGAAAUAGGGACUUUGUUUCUUAUUUUAAUUUACAAAAACACAGAAUGUCACACGGCGGACACACAGAAGAUUGUCUACUGGUCAAAAUGCACCUCCCUUCUUGGACUCGAGCUGUCUUUGGAAAGAUGUUAUUCCCAACUCUUCAUCCCCACUGGCCAAAGAAAGGUUUACAAGGACACGAAGCGCACACUGAUUUGAAAACCUGUCAGUGUCGCGAGUGCGAAUGUGGCAAACCGCGUGCCAUGCAACCACGUUUCUGUCUACGUCUCUCCUAAAGGACUGUGUUUUACUCUUUCCCUUU